Molecule: messenger RNA, 245 nt
Organism: Dentiscutata erythropus
Lineage: Eukaryota; Fungi; Glomeromycota; Glomeromycetes; Diversisporales; Gigasporaceae
Source: the annotation of a GenBank genome assembly
CAUAUUGCUAAAAAUAUUUAAUAACUGGAUGGUAGAUUUGGAUGACCCAAAUUCGAAAUUAAAUGUACAAAUUAAAAGUGCUAAUAUUGAAAAUAUUGCUUUUACACAACCUCGAAAACAAUCAGAAGCAUUUUAUACAAGUAGGUUUCUCAACCUUUCAAACUUACAAAAAUUUGACAAUUUAUCACAACUUUCACAACCUGUCUACUUUUCUGAUAUCUUAAUGUUCAAAUCUAACGAAAUUG